UAAGGGAGAGUUAACUUUUUCUAAUUAGCCUACACAUUUGUUUUAUCAUUAGUAAGCAUCUAAUUAAACAGCAGCUCUAUGAAGUCAAGCACUAUAGAUUAGAUUAAAGUAGAAGUUAAAGUAAUUAAUUACUGUUAAAUUACUUAAAGGUAGGAUUAGGAAUAUAGCAGGCCCACAACAUUUACACCAAUGAGCAUUUUACAGGGUCCUCAUUGCUACAGCUAGCACAUUAGCACCGCACUCUACGCAUGCGGCUCACGUGCGCAUGUGACAGUAAUAUGAUUCAUGCCAAGAUUAAGCAAUGUAAGCAGCCAGCCGCCCAGUCGGCCAAAGCUUUUAAUUCAAUCUCCUUUUGCCAUGUGGAACUCUCUGGUUUGAAGAUAGAAAGAAACGGCGGUCGCCCAUUGGCCACUAAGAAAAAUGUGCUGUUAAAAAAGCAUCCCUUUUCUUGUCUUGCAUUAAAUCCAAACCUUCAACAAACUAAAGCCACAAGAUUUUCCAUAUAAAUGCUUACCACCCAACUCACCAAACCAUUCCAAACUUCGAACUUCACUUUUCCGUUUAUAAAUUUUCACAUCCCCUUCUAAGUUUCCACAUUACCAAUGGACUGGACCCGUGGCAGAACCAUUGGCCGCGGAUCCACUGCCACCGUCUCCAUUGCCACCGCUAACCUGUCCGGUCAUGUCUUUGCUGUUAAGUCCUCUGAGCUCUCUCAGUCAGAAUCUCUUAGAAGAGAACAGAGCAUUCUAUCUAAAAUAAGCUGCCCUCAAGUUGUAGCAUAUGAAGGGUUUGACAUUUCAUCCGAAAGUGGUACGCUUCUAUACAAUCUUUUUUUAGAAUAUGCUCCCAACGGCACCAUCAUGGAUGCAAUUCACAAGCACGGUGGUUGCCUUGAUGAAGCCAUGGUUCGAUCAUACACUCGAGGAAUUUUACUUGGCCUUGACUUUCUUCAUUCUAGUGGAAUAGUGCAUUGUGACAUCAAAGGUCAGAAUAUUUUGGUCACAGAUGAUGGGGUGAAAAUUGCUGACUUGGGUUGUGCUAGGCGAGCUGAUUUGGUGUCGACUGCCGCCCGCUCAUUCGCCGGUACUCCUGUUUACAUGGCACCAGAGGUGGCGCGUGGCGAGCAACAAGGAUUCCCUGCUGACGUCUGGGCUCUUGGAUGUACAGCCAUCGAGAUGGCUACCGGACGAGCCCCAUGGCCUGAUGUUGGCGAUGCUGUAUCGGCCCUGUACAAAAUUGGAUUCUCAUGUAAUGUGCCAGAAAUACCAAGCAAUAUUUCAGAGCAGGCAAAGGAUUUUUUAAGCAAGUGUUUGAGGAGAGACCCUGUUGAGAGAUGGUCAGCAACCGAACUUCUUGCACAUGAUUUUGUAAAGGAAUCAAAAUUUCCAGUGAAGGAAACUGAAGGUUCUAAAUUGGACACACCCAACAGCGUUAUGCAUCGACACAUAUGGGACUCGAUGGAAGGGUUGGAUACAAUUAAGAUUCCUUCCAGGAAAAGUUGUUUGACCAACAAACCUUUAAUGAAAAGGAUGCAGCAAUUGGGUGAAGACAAUCUUGUUUUGUUCUCAAAAAUGCCCAACUGGGAAUGGGAUGAAAAUUGGCUAACAGUGAGAAGCAAUAGUAGUUUGGAAGUAGAAACGUGGCCUAGCAGACAGAACCAUGUUGAUGAACCCACCACAACUAGUUGUGGAGGAUACAAUAGCAGGGUGAGCAAGGAUUAUGAUUUACUAAUCGAUCAUUAUCCCACAAAGAUUAGCGAGCAAAAGACUGAUAACUCUAGCAGUAAUAGUGGUGAAAGUAGCUAUAAAACUAGUUCAUUGAUAUUAUGUAUAAAAUUGAUUUACAUCAAUGAGAAAUAUUACUUUUCUAUGCCAUUUUUUACUGCUUGCAUUCUUUCCUACUAUAAAUGACUCCAACGAAGUUGUUUUGUUCGCAAUUUUUCUGGGUGGUAAAUCAUUAGUUAAGUGCACAAUUUAAAUUCUAUUCGUCCAUUAAGAGCGUUAUCAAGUGGUGAUCAUUGAGCAAAGGAUUGGUUGGCCUCGUCCAUUAAUUCUUUCAGAACCAAGGAGCAAAUUGGACAUCUCAAGGAAAGAUAUCCAACCCACACAAAAGCCACCAAGCCUACUUCAGGGUCCAAAGAAAAAAAAGAAGCAGGUGCUGCUCCAAAGUCUUUUUUUCUAUUAGACUGGACCUAGUGUCGAAAGACUGGAAAAAGACCAACGCUUUUCUGUUUACAAUCCACAGUCCAGUCUGCUAACUGCUACGACAUUCCCUUUUUCCUUUUCUUUUUCUCUGUCAAAACAAAAAUGGCAAGCCCUAAAAUCAAAUUCCAAAUCUGAAUGAUUAUCAAGUCGUAAUCUUUCAUCAAAGGAUUGGUAGUUUUUCCUAUAUUCAUUAAUAUUUGGAGAAUUAAGGAGCAAAUCGAUUAGGUGUUGUAUAAAUAAUAAACAUACGGACC
Durio zibethinus is the source of this 2458-nucleotide messenger RNA. The record is from RefSeq and is a predicted model, not a curated record. NCBI's taxonomy places the organism in Eukaryota, Viridiplantae, Streptophyta, Magnoliopsida, Malvales, Malvaceae.